UCUAUCAUCUCACUCUCGAGGAAGGUAGUUGUACAUUAGAGACCAUCAGCAGACGCUAACGGAGACGCAUGAGAAACGCCGCGUAAAGCCGCGAAACAGUGCGAGGAGCCAGCAAAGGUGUGCUUGAGAGAGCGAAAGCGACUCAAAAGUGCGGAAAGGAGGAAACUUCAAACAAACUAUGGCCGUAUCAGCAACUCCUCCGGUGCUUUCACCGACCUCCACUCCCGGGGGCUCGAGCAGCCUCUUCCGUCCAGACUCUCUGUACUCCAGCCCGGCCGAGUCCCCGCGACUGACCAGCAGCAUGAUCAACUCCUUCAUCGCCGGCGCAGGCGGCGGCAGCGCUAACGGGAACGGGAACGGCCCCGCCGGCGUUAAUAACAACGAGUGUAAGAUGGUGGAGGUGCACGGGGUGAAAGUAGCCUCUUUCACCGUGGACGGUCAGGAGCUCAUCUGUCUCCCGCAGGUGUUUGACCUGUUCCUGAAGCACCUGGUCGGCGGGCUGCACACCGUCUACACCAAGCUGAAGCGGCUGGAUAUAUGUCCGGUGGUGUGCACGGUGGAGCAGGUGCGGAUCCUGCGCGGACUCGGAGCCAUUCAGCCGGGCGUGAACCGGUGCAAACUCAUCACCCGAAAAGACUUCGAGGCGCUUUAUAACGACUGCACCAAUGCCAGUUCUCGGCCCGGCCGUCCUCCCAAACGUUCUCUCGGCUUGGCGAUGCAAGACACCUCCCGCCUGCUGCCUCACGGCGUUCACGGCCUGCUCUCCCCCAGCCUGCUGUCCCCGACAGGUCUGACAGCGGCAGCUAUGGCGGAGGCUAUGAAACUCCAGAAGAUGAAGCUGUUGGCCAUGAACAACAUUCACGGAGCCGGAAGUCAGAACGGUACAGAGUCAGAGAACGAAGAGCUGAACUCCAGCGCGGGCGGAAGUGAGUCUUCCUGGGAUAAAGAGAAACUCCAGUCUCCCCCCUCCUCCGGAGGCCAGCACAGUCUGGCUCACUUGGGACUGUCCGCUCAUCACGGCCUGUCAGGGUCUCACCUCUCCUCCCUACAGCAGACUCAUCUCCUGGCUAACCGGCUCGACCUGCCAUUCAUGAUGAUGCCCCACCCCCUGCUGCCCGUCAGUCUGCCGCCUGCCUCCGUUGCCAUGGCGAUGAACCAGAUGAACCACCUGAACACCAUCGCCAACAUGGCCGCGGCUGCUCAGAUGCACAGCCCCCUUUCCAGAGCGGGAGCGUCUGUCAUCAAGGAGUGUGUUCAGGACAGUCCGUCUCCUGCCCCGUCUCUGGAGGAAGCCCCUCGUCCCGGAUCACAGCCCUCAUCACACCCCAGCAGUAGUGUGUCCAGCUCCCCGAACCCACACACACAGAGCCCUGAACGCCUGGUUCUGAACCCGACCGACGGUGAACUGCCAGAACGAGACGCAGCCAUUAAUAUGAAGAAAAUCCUCAAAGAAAAAGAUGGGGCUCAGAUAGCUCUGCCCGUGCAGAAGCCCGGUUUCGAGAAACUUCCUCUGGGCUCUCAGACACUUCCUCCAGGCUUCCCUGCACCCUUCCUGUUUACAGACGGCCUCUCUUCUGUGGAGACGUUGCUCACUAACAUCCAGGGUCUGCUGAAGGUGGCCGUGGAUAAUGCCCGUGUGCAGGAGAAACAAGUGCAACACGAGCGCAAGGAGUUAAAGAUGGAGCUGUACAGAGAGAGAGAGAUGAGGGAGAGUCUGGAGAGACAGCUCACCUCUGAACUGCAUAGCCGAGCUACCAUUCAAAAGCGUCUUAAGAAGGAAAAGAAGGCGAAGAGGAAACUGCAGGAGGCUCUGGAGUUUGAGUCCAAGAGGAGAGAGCAGGUGGAACAAGCUCUCAAACAGUCCACGUCUCCAGAAAGCCUCCGCAUGAGUCUCAACGAGGCAGUGAUACCAGAGGUGAAGUCUGAACAUAAUGGCAACCAGCAGGAGAACUCUGUACAAGAAAACAGACCCUACUCCAAACCUCCUCUCAUGUACUGAAACCUCUGCUCCUUCAGUCCCACGGAGCUGGAACAGACACCCAGCUCACCCCACAGAUGGACAAGGCUUACGGAGAGGGGGAUUGAGGGUCUUUAUUCCCAGAGGGAAGUGGUGCAGGUGCUGAACGGCAGUCACCUGAAACUCGUGUACAGGACUUGAGUGUGUAUGUACGUGUAUGUGUGGAGGUGUAGUGCAUUUACCCUCCUUGUGUCUGCGGCACUGCUUGUUGACGACCUUUCAACACCACACACAAACUUGUAUAAUGUCUUUUUUGACUACUUCUUCAUCAACCUUUUGAGACUAAAAUAAUUUUUCUUGCUGAAUAAAACUACAGUAAUGGAUGAUUUAUCUUUCUGUGAAGCACACUGAAACACCCCCUCAUUAUUAUUAUUAUUAUUAUAAUUAUUAAUGUUUUCUGCUGAUCACCACAAUACUGUGCACCACAGACUCUGAACAGCACAACAGUUUUAUCCGCUGGACCUCUACAUGGAGACGAGAGAUCAUCAUUAUUUUGUGGACGGUGAUAAAAGGACUACAAAUCAAAAGUGUGCUUCAUUAAUAAACAUUGUUUCAAUUUGUUGUUUUGUCUGUAUAAGAAAGGAACUCUAUAUCAACAUUUCCUUUUUCAAAUUCGUUGUAUUUUUUUUAGAAAAUGUAGAAAUGUUUUCAUGUUGUCGUUCCCUGCCCGAUGUUUAUUAUUAUUCUGGUGUUUAUUUUGUUAUCUGGUUUGUCAUUUCUAAUGUAUUUUUAUCAGCAUUUCAAACGAAUGCUUGACUGAUCCUAAAACACGUCCUUUACUGUCUUAUUUUGCCCCCCACCGAUGGUUUUUCUUCUUUAUUAACUUGAAAAGUAAAAAAAAAAGUGUUAAUUUGAUGUUCCUAUAACCACAGUAUUACAGUACCCACCCUUCUGUUUUUACCUUUGUUUAUAAAGACUUGUAAAAAUGCUUUAGCAUUUGCUAUCCUGAUGUUGUUAUUAUGUGGAUACAUUUUUAGUGACGAAAAAGAUAAGAGACGAGAAUUACCCUUAUGCACAUCUGAAGCGAGCAUGCUUGUAAAUACAACGAUGAAAAACGUAUCAAAUGAAAAAACGCUGCCUCUUCGAAUCUAUUUUUAAACAUUUGUAGCGACUCCAUAGGUAAUGUAAUCACAGAUCGGCAGCUAUCAAUGAUGUUGAACCUUGUUUUAAAAUGGCAACCGACACUUAUAACAGCCUUGCACAUGCCACAACAAAUAAAACACCCCUAUGGACAUCUUGGUAGGUUUUGAUUUUUGUUUUCUUUGAGUAAUAAAACUAA
Messenger RNA from Triplophysa dalaica, 3296 nucleotides. It is a transcript of the gene dacha, whose product is annotated as dachshund a. Bases 179 to 1999 code for a protein of 606 amino acids. The transcript is spliced from 12 exons. The record is from RefSeq and is a predicted model, not a curated record. NCBI's taxonomy places the organism in Eukaryota, Metazoa, Chordata, Actinopteri, Cypriniformes, Nemacheilidae.